Molecule: messenger RNA, 1420 nt
Organism: Larimichthys crocea (large yellow croaker)
Lineage: Eukaryota; Metazoa; Chordata; Actinopteri; Sciaenidae
Gene: polr3glb
Product: RNA polymerase III subunit GL b
Exons: 8
Coding region: 228-890 (220 amino acids)
Biological process (GO): transcription by RNA polymerase III
Cellular component (GO): RNA polymerase III complex
Source: RefSeq, a predicted model, not a curated record
GCUGGCGCCAAAACAACCGGAAAUAACACCGAAGAAGAAGAAGAAGAAGAAAGAGAAGAAAAUGGCGUCGCGCUGGUUGAGGUAAACAAAGACAGCUGGAAACAAGAAAAGAAGAAAAGAGGACGAAGAAGAAGAAGAGUGACGUCAGGAUCCAGAUUCACCUCCAACCAGCUGCAACUCCUCCUGCUCCACCUGAUCCGGUCCGGUCCGGUCUGGUCUAAGGUGUGAUGGCGGGUCGAGGUCGUGGGCGGGGCCGGCGGAUGAUGACCUUCAGUGUGGAGGCGGUCGGCAUCAACAGAGGAGACAGUUUGCCUCCAUCCAUCCAACAACCUACACCUCUGUUUCCUGUGAUGGAGCAGAAGCCCCUCCCCUUGGCAGGUGGGGAGGAGGCGGAGUACCUGUUGGCUCUCAAACAGGAGUUCAGAGGAGCGAUGAAGACUCUGCCCUGCUUCAUCCAACCAGCUGCUGCUCACAGAGACGUGGAGCGGUACUCUGACAAAUAUCACAGCAGCGAGCAGACGGACGGGCCGACAGACUGGACUCCAGACUGGAAGAGAGUCCCGAAGGAGCUCAGAGUCCACGUCCGGAAACCUGGCAGACAGGGUGUUUCCGUCAGUCAGGUUCAGGCUCAGAAGAAGAAAAGAGUCAAAGAGAAACAGGAAGUGCUGCUCAAACUGGAGAGUCUGGAGAAGAAGGAGGAGCGGGGGAGCUCAGGGGAGGAGGAGGAGGGAGAGGAGAAGAAGAAACAGGAAGAAGAGGAGGCCGAGGGAGAGGAGGAGUACGACGAGGAGGAGUUCGAGGAGGAGACGGACUACGUCAUGUCGUACUUCGAUAACGGAGAAGAGUUCGGAGGUGACAGCGACGACAACAUGGACGAGGCCAUUUACUGAAACACCAGCACAGACGACACGUCACUUUUUACAGCGUGUCAUGUUUUUAUAGUGUACGAUCAGCUGAUCUGUGUCAGUCUGCAGAGAAACCGUCCAACAGCUCAAACUCUUUUCUAAACAGACUGAAGGAACCUGAAGGUCCAAACCGUCACACAUCUCAUUUUAAAGCACCUGAACAGGUUCACAUCAGAACAAGAUGGAAUCAGUCUUCCAACAGGAAGACGACGUCUGAUGGAACGAUCUCCUGUCACCGGUCUGACAGUCAGCACCAAUCAGUCCAACAGACUGUAGUCAAACACAUGAUCACUCAGAUGAUUGAUCAUCAGGAGCAGCCGACGAUUGAACCAGCAACUGUUCAGGUGUGAAAUGAGGCGUUCACUGUCACGCUGCAGCUUUGUUUUUAUAUCACUAUUCUAAUGUUUUAAUGAGGUUUUAAUGUUUUACCACUUUUGUAUCAGUGUUUUAUCAUCGUGCUGUAGAAAAAAGUAAACGUGUCGAAGUGUUCAGAAUAAAGACAAACUGACCUUUGA